AUGCCAAAGCGUGGACGCGGUGGUUCUUCAGGAGGAAAGUUCCGCAUAUCACUCGCUUUACCAGUGGGUGCUGUGAUCAACUGCGCAGAUAAUAGCGGCGCCAAAAAUCUUUAUAUGAUAGCGGCUUUUGGUGUCCGGGGUCGCCUCAACCGAUUGCCAGCAGCGGCAACUGGUGAUCUUGUCGUUUGCUCAGUGAAGAAAGGAAAGCCCGAGCUGAGGAAGAAAGUUCUGUAUGCGGUGAUCGUGCGGCAGCGCAAGGCCUAUCGGCGGAAAAAUGGCACUUUCAUUUAUUUCGAGGACAAUGCCGGUGUGAUUGUUAACAAUAAAGGUGAACUAAAGGGUUCCGCCAUAACCGGCCCUGUUGCAAAGGAGUGUGCGGAUCUCUGGCCAAAGAUUGCAUCCACGGCUAGUUCCAUUCACUAA
Echinostoma caproni is the source of this 423-nucleotide messenger RNA. Lineage: Eukaryota; Metazoa; Platyhelminthes; Trematoda; Plagiorchiida; Echinostomatidae. The record is from the annotation of a GenBank genome assembly.